Messenger RNA from Lathyrus sativus (Indian pea), 975 nucleotides. The record is from the annotation of a GenBank genome assembly. NCBI's taxonomy places the organism in Eukaryota, Viridiplantae, Streptophyta, Magnoliopsida, Fabales, Fabaceae.
AUGGCUUCCACCACCACCACCACCACCGUUACCGAUUCAACUAAACACAUAAUCUCAGAACUUCCUUCCUAUAUCACCGUCUACAACGACGGCACCAUCGAACGACCACGACAAGCACCAACAGUACCACCCAAUCUCAAUGAUCCAAACUCCCCCGUCUCAUCCAAAGACAUCAUCAUCUCUCAAAACCCCAACGUCUCCGCUCGUCUCUACCUCCCAAAAAACCCCACCCAAAAACUCCCCAUCUUAGUAUUCUUCCACGGCGGUGGAUUCUUCUUCGAAUCAGCUUUUUCCAAACUUUACCAUGAACACUUCAACAUCUUCGCUCCUCAAGCAAACACCAUAGUCGUUUCCGUCGAAUACCGUCUCGCUCCAGUACACCCUCUUCCUGCAGCGUACCAUGACUGCUGGAGUUCACUCCAAUGGGUUGCUUCUAACCAAGAACCGUGGCUAACCAACCAUGGUGAUUUAAACAGAAUUUUCAUUGGUGGUGACAGUGCUGGUGGGAACAUAGUUCAUAACAUCGCUAUGCGUGCUGGUUCUGAAGCUUUACCGAAUGAUGUUAAAGUUUUAGGAGCUAUUUUGCAACACCCUUUUUUCUAUGGUUCACACCCUGUUGGAUUAGAAGGUGUUAAACUCAAGAGUUCUGAUCAUGAUUUUUACUGUUCCGUUUGGAAUUUCGUGUAUCCAUCAGCACCGGGUGGAAUUGAUAACCUUCAUGUUAAUCCUUUGGGUUUAGAGGCACCGAGUUUGGAAGGACUUGGUUGUGAUAAGAUGAUCGUUUGUGUUGCUGGGAAAGAUGGAAUUAGAGAGAGAGGGGUUUGGUAUUAUGAAAUAGUGAAAAAGAGUGGUUGGAAAGGGAAAUUGGAAUUCUUUGAAGAAGAAGGUGAAGAUCAUGUUUAUCAUAUCUUUUAUCCUGAGUCUGAGAAUGGCCAAAAAUUGAUCAAACGAUUGGCUUCUUUUCUCCAUGAGUAG